AUGCCGCAUUGUCUGUAUCUACAGUCAACACAGAGAGCCGCGGCGUGGGGAUUAAGCAGAGAGGAUGAAUUAUUAAAAGCUGUGCGAAAUAGCGAAUCAUUACGCUUGACAUUUACUUUGCAUUUGACGGAGAGUACAUCCGUCGAGUGGGAAACAGUCGUAUGGCGUCGUUGUCUCUACAUUCGCGUGCCAAGCUGCCUUUUACCAGAAGGUUCAAAAGAAGGUUUCGUGUCUCUCCUGGAAUACGCCGAAGAAACAUUGCGAUGUAAAAAUAUCAUCAUUUGUCUGCGUAAAGACAGAACGGAUCGAGCAAUGCUGGUUCGUACCUUCAUGUUUUUGGGCUUCAGUGUUCUACCGCCGACUCACUCCUUGGUACCACCAGGCAGUGAUGCUGGCAAUCUCUACAUGCUCUAUGUCAUCGAGUAAUCAACCAGAAGCUCGACUUCUCUUUCAAAUUUAACGCACAGGGGCAAACGCACGAAUGGAAAAUUCUUCAAUCAUCGGCAUGAAAAAAAAAAAUUACAAUCCGAGGGCCCUGAACAAUAGAUAAAGUUAUCUUUUUCUUUCUAAUUUCUUUGUUGGUCUACGUUAUAUUUAUAUUACUAAGAAAAAUCAUAAAUUUAAAUGUUAUAUAUAUUGAAACUCAAAAGUUUGAUCUUCAGCUUGCUAUGAUCGUAAAAUAAAUUAUUAUAUUAAAAGUUGACAAAUUUGGAAGAUGUAAAGUAUGUAAAAUAUCUCAGAAGUAACAUUUUCAGUACUAUAAACCUUGGCGUUAAAUUUAAGGGAAAUAUCUAUAUGUAUACGUACGUGCAUAUAUAUAUAUAUAUAUAAAGAGAAAUGGAGAAAAUGAGUGUGUGUGAGAGAGAAAAAGAGACACUUGAAGAUAUACGGAGAGAUACGAAAAAAUAAAGAGCAAACCGAAACUGAUAGUCGGGUAUAUGUAGAUCGCCAACAUAACAGGCUGUGGGCGGAAAUGUCGAUUCAUUCUCUUGAAUACAGUGUUAAGAGCAUGUAAACAGCUGACGAUGCUCCCCACGUAAAAAAUUUGACGGUAUCAAGGUUUAAAAAUUAUAAAAACCUAUGAAACGUCAAAUUAUACAAGAAAUUUACUACUAAUAAAUCUCAAUGUUAAUUGUAUCAAUUUGGGUUUUACCGCGGUUUAUUCUGUAUUAUUAUACAUCUUUUUAAUCAUUUUAUAAGUAUUAUUAUAUACACAUUCUACAUACAAAUAUUAUACACGUAUUAUAAUGAUGCGAUCAGUGUUUACUUGUUUUAAAUAAUUACUUUUUGUUCAACUUGUAUUUUUUACUCGAUGUAUACAAUCCAUUACAUUUUUAAUAAAGAUUAGUUAAAGCAUCAACUUGUGAUACGAUUCAUGAAACUUUAAUAUCAUUAUUAAUAAAAUCCGCAAACAUUUACGUACAUACUUAAAGAAUCAAUUAUACACUGGUAGCAGUCGUUAUAAACUGUAACUGUCGAUAUUUUUUUAGUUUAUUAUGUUUAGACACAAGUAAUGUCUAAUGAUAAUUAUGAUUAUAAUUAUAAUCUUUCAUAUUAAAGGAACGGUCCAGAUCAAUUAACAUUGCAGAGUUUGUUUUAGUAAAUGCGUUCUUUAGUGUUGACUGGAUGACAGUUAAAUGACAAAAAAAAAAAGUGUUAAUAGCUUGCUAGGAAUAUAGAUAAGUACAGAAUAAUGAAUUAUUAUAUGUUAACGCAAAUAGUUUUCAAUUCACCUCGGUCUUUUCAAUUGAGAAUAAAACUCUCCGCGUUCUAUUAACUAGUAUUGUAUACUGUAUUGAUACAGUUGAAAUGUAUGCUACAUUUAUUAUUGUGAAAUUACCGAAAACACUCUUGCUAAAUAAAACUUUAGAAAAAUA
Messenger RNA from Frieseomelitta varia, 1877 nucleotides. RefSeq names its product ornithine decarboxylase antizyme 1 (gene Oda). The transcript has 4 exons. Gene Ontology annotation, molecular function: ornithine decarboxylase inhibitor activity. NCBI's taxonomy places the organism in Eukaryota, Metazoa, Arthropoda, Insecta, Hymenoptera, Apidae. Gene Ontology annotation, cellular component: nucleus; cytoplasm. The record is from RefSeq and is a predicted model, not a curated record. Bases 1 to 426 code for a protein of 141 amino acids. Gene Ontology annotation, biological process: positive regulation of protein catabolic process.